AUGUCUAUACUGCACGAAGAGAGAGCCUUCGAAUGGGGUUCACUUGUUAAGGGUACAAAUGUCAACUUUCAUAAGACCAUUAAAGACGCAGAUGAUGCCCUCUCUGCCUUGCGUCUUGGGAAAAAAAUUAAAACAAAUGAACAAUGGGAGUCGACAAAAAAAGAGGUCAUGGAGGAUAUCCUUGAAAACAAGUGUGUUCAAGUCCCAGUCUUCUUAGAAAAGCUGAGAACCGCUAAGCAGUCCACAACCUUUGUAGAGGCCACCUAUAACAACGAGUGGGGAUCGGGACUGGAUCGUACGGGAACACUAAAUACCAAACCGGAACACUGGCCGGGAUCUAAUACCCUCGGUGUCAUGAUGAAGAAAAUCUCAAAAAAAAUUCGAAAAAGGAAACUAAGCGACAGCAUUAGUCGUAAACAAAAACAAGCACAUCGUGAACAGUCUAGACAGCGAAAUAUCGUUCAGAUGCUGAAGGAUCUUAGAACUGCAUCCGAUAGUGACGUUUCUGGAUGCAAUGCCGAUUCUGAUAGCUCUGAAGGGGACAAAUAA
This is a messenger RNA of Saccostrea cuccullata (small rock oyster), 549 nucleotides long. RefSeq lists its product as uncharacterized. The record is from RefSeq and is a predicted model, not a curated record. The transcript is spliced from 2 exons. Bases 1 to 549 code for a protein of 182 amino acids. Lineage: Eukaryota; Metazoa; Mollusca; Bivalvia; Ostreida; Ostreidae.